Molecule: messenger RNA, 2849 nt
Organism: Ruditapes philippinarum (Manila clam)
Lineage: Eukaryota; Metazoa; Mollusca; Bivalvia; Venerida; Veneridae
Product: serine/arginine repetitive matrix protein 5-like
Exons: 6
Coding region: 123-2834 (903 amino acids)
Biological process (GO): visual perception
Cellular component (GO): membrane
Source: RefSeq, a predicted model, not a curated record
CGUCAUAUUAACGUCAUGUUUUUCGUUUCAAAAUGUCGGUGCUAAACAACAUACACACAAUAUUCGGCAUAUAAUUUACAAGAAAGGGGUUCAAGAUUUUCAAGACAUAAGAAGACGACACAAUGGUCGUUUCAAUCGUUUUGAAGGAAAAAGGAAGAAACAGACUCGGGGUAUUGACGGCAAUUCUUUCUGCAGUUCUAGCUCUAGCUGGAUUUUGCAUUAUAUUCGUUGGCUUAUAUAUUCAACUGCAUAUUACUGAUCAACUUAUUCUCUUAGAGAGUUACGGCUCAGGCGUUUUACCACAUUUUAUUGUUAGUGUCGGGGUUAUCAUGUUUUUGAUAAAUGGUGCGACUGUGAAAUUUGCAUAUGACAGUGGUUUCGCCGAAACAUCCGAAAAAUUUCGCCUUGUUCUUAUCCCAGUAUUGAUUGUAAUGUUUUUGUUUAUUUGGGUCAUACUUGCUGCUGCCAUAAUGACCCUGUCUAUGAGAGGAGAUGUCGAGGACGCACUGCAUGCCGGCCUUAAAGGCGCCAUGAAACGGUAUAAGAAAAACCUACCUGUGAAAGUUACAAUAGACAAAAUGCAGAUGGUAAUGAGAUGUUGCGGCAGCCGCUCUUAUAAAGACUGGUUUGAAGUUGGAUGGAUAAACACGGAGUAUGUCGACACGCAGGAUGUCGAUGUAAAGAGUAAGAUGAGAGACGGCGAUCUAUUUACAGACGACGUCCCCUUUAGUUGCUGUGACAUAAAAAGUGCACGUCCAUGCGUUUCACACAGAGUUACUGAUAAAGGACAACACAGCAAUUACGAGAAAGUGACACUGUAUUCCAAUGGAUGUACAGACACUAUUAUGGACGAAUUCGAGAAUAGGAUUCUCAAGCCUGCCGGAUCGGUUGUGAUGCUAUUGUUUGGUGCACAGGUGUUUGUGAUGAUUUUAUUGAGAUAUCUACAGACCUCAGUGCAGGGUGCAUUUGAAGACGGUGACAUGGAAGGACCCGGGCGAGGAUUUCUGUUCCCCGCCAUGUGUACAUCAUGCACGAGUGGAAACCCUGAUAAGUACAAAGAUGGAGCGUUGAAAGCCAUCCGUGGAGAAGGCGGUGACAAUUCGACAGUAGGCGACACAACACAAGACAGUUCUUUACUACCAGACGGCCUUGAUUUGCUCAUGGAUGAUAAAGGUGGUGGCGGCGGUGGAGAUAAAAGUAAAAGUAAGAAAAAUAAAGCAAAAUCCAAGAAAAAACCGCCCAAGAAAUCUAGAACUAAAUCUAAAAGAAAGUCAAAAAAGAAAGGAUUUAAGAAGAAAGGUGGUGGCAAAAAGAAAGGCGGUGGUGGAAAAAAGAAAGGUGGUGGCGGAGGUGGAAAGAAACUUUCGUGUUUUGUAGAGCUAGAAAUAACGUCUAAUGUCGGUCAUGACUUUGAGGAAUCAAUGAUGUCAGAGAUACAGCGAAGUGAGGAUUUAAAUGCAGAUGAUAUCACGUUAGAAAACGCAAGCUUUAGCAGCUUAACGGAUUUAGAGUCAGGGACAAACCUUUUAAAUGAUAGUAUCAACAAAAUGCCCAAUUUCAAUCCUGACAAUUCUUUACAGCACAGUUACAUACAUGAAGACAAUUUACAUGAUUUAAAUGCUCUCAGAACAACACGUGAUAGUAUACACAGACAGAAUAGGAAUAACAAAGAUGAUAAGGGUUCUAAUAUGAAAAUAACAACGGACAUAGGUGGAUUUGUAUCCGAACAAUACGAUAAAAGGGAUAGGUUGGAUAAACAUCACAGUUUAAAUAGCUCAAAAAUGUCCCAUCAAACAGAAAAAUCACCAAAAAAAUCACUGUUUCAGUCGGCCAGAGAAUCACAAUCCCCCAAAAAGUCAAAAACCCCUAAAACAGCAAAUUCAUCUUCUUCAUCACCAAAAGAACCACGAUCCCCCAAGAAGUCAAAAACCUCUAAAACGGAAAAAUCAUCUAAAAAGUCUAGGUCACCAUCACCAAAAGAACCACGAUUCCCGAAGAAGUCAAAAACCUCCAAAACGGCGAAAUCAUCUAAAAAGUCUAGGUCACAAUCGCCAAAAGAAUCACGAUCCCACGAGAAGUCAAAGACCUCCAAAACGGCGAAAUCAUCUAAAAUGUCUAGGUCACCCUCACCAAAAGAACCACGAUCCCCCAAGAAGUCAAAGACCUCUAAAACGGCGAAAUCAUCUAAAAGGUCUAGGUCACAAUCGCCAGAAGAAUCACGAUCCCCCGAGAAGUCAAAGACCUCUAAAACGGCGAAAUCAUCUAAAAAGUCUAGGUCACAAUCGCCAAAAGAAUCACGAUCUCCCAAGAAGUCAAAGACCUCUAAAACGACGAAAUCAUCUAAAAUGUCUAGGUCACCCUCACCAAAAGAAUCACGAUCCCCGAAGAAGUCAAAAACCUCCAAAACGGCGAAAUCAUCUAAAAAGUCUAGGUCACAAUCGCCAAAAGAAUCACGAUCCCCCAAGAAGUCAAAGACCUCUAAAACGGCGAAAUCAUCUAAAAAGUCUAGGUCACAAUCACCAAAAGAACCACGAUUCCCGAAGAAGUCAAAAACUUCCAAAACGGCGAAAUCAUCUAAAAAGUCUAUGUCUCCAUCGCCAAAAGAAUCACAAUCCCACAAGAAUUCAAAAAAGCUCGAAACAGCGAAUUCAUCUAAAAGGUUUAGGUCACCAUCGCCCAAAAAAUCACGAUCCCCCAAAAAGUCAAAAACCAAAAGGUCAAAACCUGUCAAGAAGUCACGAUCGCCAGCAAAAUCAAAACCACCUAAAAAAGGAAAGACACCUAAAAGAGGCAACAUAAUGUUGACAAAACAACUGCAGCUUAAAGGCGGAUAAUAUAUAGUGUUCGUC